CGUGUGUGUAUGUGUGUGUGUGUGUGUGUGUGUGUGUGUGUGUGUGUGUGUGCGCAUGAUGUGUGGACUGUCUCAGGUGUCAAUCAAAAUGUUCGCCAUUGGAAGAUUUAUGGUUUUUAUUGCAAGGCAGGCUUAGAGUAUUUAGACAUGUUUACUUUAUGGUUUUGUUAGAAAUCUGUAAAGAAAUAAUUUCUGCGGCCGGUUGGUACACAACUUUUGGGAGGAUUGUGUCAUCUACAUACCAUGCAGAUGUCGCGACCACCUCCACCUGUGAUGCCCCGAAAGUCCUCAGGCGUCCGAGUCAUGCCACUCCGAGGACACCAACUUCUCUCCAGCCAGCCCCCCAAAAGCACUGACUAUGGAAAUGAGGAAGAUGCCGACGAGGAUGCAAACCAUCCGUCCCAAUUUAAUGCAGAAAGAGAAGUGGAGAUUCUGAACCACUGUUUCGAUGACAUCGAGCGAUUCAUGGUGCGCUUGCAGCGUACGGCCGAGGCCCAGAGUAUUCUCAGCCAGAGGACGAAGAGAAGCAGGAAGAGCAAGACGAAGAGCCUAGAAGAUGACUUGUUGACCGUGAAAGCCAUUCCUCCGACAGAGGAGGAAUUUGUGUACCUGUUCCAGAAAUUCAAGUACUCCUUCAGUCUACUGGAUCGUCUCAAGUCGUCUAUAACAAAACCGGAUGCGCCAGAGCUGCUGCAUCAUGUCUUUUUGCCUCUGAACCUGAUCGUAAAAACUACAGGUGGGCCAGCUUUAGGCGGGUCAGUGAUCAGUCCUGCUCUGACCAAUGGGGCUGUUUCGCUACUGGAGGAGCAUCUGACUAAGGAAGAAAAAGAAUUAUGGACUGAAUUAGGACCCUUCUGGACGUCACCGUGUUCCCAGGUCAGCGUGUCUGUCCCUCCGUACUCACCUGUCUUCCUGGAUGGAUGGCAACCACAGGCGUUCGACUCGUCUGGUUUGCCUUUGGAAGAUCCUGUUGAGUCGCAGCACAAACAAGACGCUCAGCAGGGUCGAGAUCACACGAUGGGAGGCAUUUUUGAAGAAGCAGACGAAGUAGAAGGAGAAGGGCUUCCACCGGUGGGUGAAAGACAUUACUGCUGCAGUUACGACUUUGUUGCAAGAAACAGCAGUGAGCUUUCAGUGCUGCAUGGAGAAACACUGGCGGUCAUUGAGUCAUCAAAGAGGUGGUGGAAGUGCCGCAAUCGCUUUGGCCAGAUCGGAUUUGUUCCCUCCACCAUCUUGGAACCACUGUCUGCUCUGAAUAACAACUGUGAAGAAGACAAGCCAGUGAUGUCACCUGUUUCGCCUUGCUCGACAACGUUCACUCCGUAUCCCCCGCUGAGCCUGGUUGGAACGUCUCUGACUGCUACGAGUCCAACAACACAACUGCCCCAGGGCAUGGGUUUACCACGCAACACGUCACAAACAGAGAAUGGAGAUCGAGUCCUGAUAAUGAAUGACGAGCUUCUCCAAAAGAUGGCAGAAAAAAGAAGCUCCAUGCGACCCCCUCUUUUGGUGCCUCGCUCCGCGGAUACUUUUCUUCCCCUGAACUACCACUCCCCACCUGCUGAGGUGAAGGCCUGGCUCACUGCGAAGGGCUUCAGUCAGCCGACAGUCCAGAGCCUGGGCAUUUUAACCGCAGCGCAGCUUUUUUCCCUGAACAAGGAGGAACUCCGUCAGGUGUCCCAUGAGGAAGGUGUCAGGGUUUACAGCCAGAUUAUGGUGCAGAAGGCCCUUCUUGAGGAUGUGCGAAAAGCCUCAGAAUUGGAGAAAGUGAUGGAGAAGCAAAAGUUGAAGAUCGGCAUGACAGAGUGAGGCUGGGAAUUAAAUGGACUUUUUGCAUGCAGUGAAGUAACUGUAAAUGUGAACCAUUUAAUUACAUGUAUAGAAAUGUAUCUGAUGUGCAGCUAAUCUGACAAAUGGCUCACUUUGGAUUUUUAUACGAGUACAGUAAACCCUAGUUUAUUGCUGUUAUUUGGUUGCAGGUUUGACCAUAGUAAAUCAAUGUACUAUUGUACUAGUUUUGUGUUUUACUUUACUAUAAGUAGUUCCGUCAUCCUUUAUUCAAGCAACAUAUAUGACUGCUAAGUGUUUUGAUAGUGAUAUGAUACAGACUGAGCCACAAUAUAAACCCACAUAAACGUGCAUUCUGAAGAGGAGUCAGCUGCUGAAUUUUUAUUGAAAACUGAUGCUUGCAUUUUCAAAGCUAAUAAAGUUAAUGAACUGUU
This is a messenger RNA of Nerophis ophidion (straightnose pipefish), 2222 nucleotides long. RefSeq names its product EPS8 signaling adaptor L1a (gene eps8l1a). Gene Ontology annotation, molecular function: actin binding. The coding region runs from base 244 to 1809 and encodes 521 amino acids. Gene Ontology annotation, cellular component: plasma membrane; vesicle; ruffle membrane. The record is from RefSeq and is a predicted model, not a curated record. Gene Ontology annotation, biological process: regulation of Rho protein signal transduction; positive regulation of ruffle assembly; Rho protein signal transduction. NCBI's taxonomy places the organism in Eukaryota, Metazoa, Chordata, Actinopteri, Syngnathiformes, Syngnathidae. The transcript is spliced from 14 exons.